This is a messenger RNA of Dovyalis caffra, 480 nucleotides long. The record is from the annotation of a GenBank genome assembly. NCBI's taxonomy places the organism in Eukaryota, Viridiplantae, Streptophyta, Magnoliopsida, Malpighiales, Salicaceae.
AUGGAAAUGAAGAAAGCUGUGUUGAAAUUGGAUUUGCGUGAUGAUAAAGACAAGAAAAAGGCCAUGAGGAAAGUCUCCGGUCUUUCAGGGGUGGAAUCAAUAUCCAUGGACAUGAAGGACAAGAAGAUGACAGUGAUAGGGGAUAUUGAUACAGUGGUGAUAAAAGCUGUGUUGAAAUUGGAUUUGCAUGAUGAUAAAGACAAGAAAAAGGCCAUGAGGAAAGUCUCCGGUCUUUCAGGGGUGGAUUCAAUAACCAUGGACAUGAAGGACAAGAAGUUGACAGUGAUAGGGGAUGUUGAUACAGUGGUGAUAGUGAGCAAACUGAGAAAGUUGUGUCACACCGAAAUAAUUACAGUAGGACCAGCAAAAGAGCCUGAAAAGAAAAAAGAUGAGCCCAAGAAAGAUGAGACAAAGAAGCAAGAAGAUCAGAAGAAGAAAGAUCAAGCUGCUAUGGCUGAGUGGUAUGAAAAAGAUGAUUAA